GGCAGAGUGACGUCACGGGCCGGUGAUGGUCCUUAUGUAGGGUAGGUGAGGCAGCUUGGGCAGUGUGUGUGGCACAGUGAGAGCGGUCCCAUUCAGACAUUUAUACACACACAUAAAUAUAAUUAUAUAUAAUAUAUACAGACGGCAAGAUGUGCGGAAUCUUUGCAUACCUCAACUACCACGUGCCACGCACCAGGCGGGAGAUCCUAGAAACACUCAUCAAAGGCCUCCAGAGACUGGAAUACAGAGGAUACGACUCUGCAGGUGUGGGUAUUGAUGGUGGCAAUGAAAAGAACUGGGAAAAGAACUCCAACCAAAUCCAACUCAUCAAGAAAAAGGGCAAAGUUAAGGCUUUGGAUGAAGAAAUAAACAAGCUUAUAGACACGGACCUUGACAUUGAAUUUGAGAUUCAUUUGGGUAUUGCACACACUCGGUGGGCCACACACGGAGAGCCAAGUCCCACAAACAGCCAUCCACAGCGCUCUGACAAGAAUAAUGAGUUCAUUGUAAUUCACAAUGGCAUCAUUACCAACUACAAAGACCUGAAGAAGUUUUUGGAGAGCAAAGGCUAUGAAUUUGAGUCUGAAACAGACACAGAAACCAUUGCCAAGCUGGUGAAAUACAUGUAUGACAACCGGGAAUGUGAUGAAAUCAGCUUCACCACCCUGGUAGAGCGUGUAAUACAGCAGCUGGAAGGGGCGUUUGCCCUUGUAUUUAAAAGUGUUUAUUUCCCAGGACAGGCUGUGGGGACCAGGAGGGGCAGCCCACUCUUGAUGGGGGUACGAAGUGAACAUAAGCUAUCCACAGAUCACAUUCCCAUCCUGUACCGUUCAGGACAAACCAAGGAUUUUUCUCUUGAAGAAAUGUCCACUUUAAAGGAUAAAGGUUUGGACAAGAAAGGGAGCUGCUCUUUGCCCAGGCUGGAUAGCACCACCUGCCUGUUUCCAGUGGAGGAGAAAGCAGUGGAAUAUUAUUUCGCCUCAGAUGCCAGCGCAGUUAUUGAGCACACCAAUCGCGUUAUCUUCCUGGAAGACGAUGAUGUAGCUGCAGUGGUGGAUGGCCGGCUCUCCAUCCAUCGUAUUAAGCGAAAUGUAGGGGAUCACCCAGCUCGUGCUAUCCAGACUCUGCAGAUGGAGCUGCAGCAGAUCAUGAAGGGAAACUUCAGCUCUUUUAUGCAAAAGGAAAUCUUUGAGCAGCCAGAGUCUGUUGUCAAUACCAUGAGAGGCAGAGUGAAUUUUGAUGACCUCACAGUGAAUCUGGGUGGACUUAAGGAUCACAUUAAAGAAAUCCAGAGAUGUCGACGUCUGAUUCUUAUUGCCUGUGGAACCAGUUACCACGCUGGCGUUGCUACGCGCCAGAUACUGGAAGAGCUGACAGAACUGCCUGUCAUGGUGGAACUAGCUAGCGACUUUUUGGACAGGAGCACACCAGUUUUUAGGGAUGACGUGUGCUUUUUCAUCAGCCAAUCAGGUGAGACUGCCGACACUCUGCUUGCCCUCCGCUAUUGUAAAGAGAGGGGUGCCCUGACUGUCGGUGUAACAAACACCGUGGGCAGUUCCAUCUCCAGAGAGACCGAUUGUGGGGUACAUAUCAACGCUGGGCCUGAAAUUGGUGUGGCCAGUACAAAGGCCUAUACUAGCCAGUUUGUAUCCCUCAUAAUGUUUGCCCUGAUGAUGUGUGAUGAUCGGAUAUCCAUACAGGAGCGACGUAAGCAGAUCAUGAACGCCCUGCAAAUCUUACCAGACAACAUUAAAGAAGUGCUUAGCCUGGAUGAUGAGAUUCAGAAGCUGGCAUCAGAAUUGUACCAGCAGAAAUCGGUCCUUAUUAUGGGCCGUGGAUAUCACUACUCAACCUGCAUGGAAGGAGCUUUGAAAAUUAAGGAAAUCACAUACAUGCAUUCAGAGGGGAUCUUGGCAGGAGAGCUUAAGCACGGCCCAUUGGCCCUGGUAGACAAGCUUAUGCCAGUCAUCAUGAUCAUCAUGAGGGAUCAUGCCUACACCAAGUGCCAAAAUGCCCUGCAACAAGUGGUGGCUCGUCAGGGCCGCCCAGUUGUCAUUUGUGAUAAAGAGGACACAGAAACCAUUAACAGCAUCAAGCGAACAAUAAAGGUCCCUCACACCGUGGACUGCCUGCAGGGGGUCUUGAGCGUAAUUCCUCUGCAGCUCCUCGCUUUCCAUCUCGCUGUGCUGAGGGGUUAUGAUGUGGAUUGUCCAAGGAACUUGGCCAAGUCCGUGACUGUGGAGUAGAUUCGAUUCUGCUGAACCCAAGAAGACAUUUUUUACUUGUACAAUUUUUUUUUUUCUAAAUGCUGUUUUUACAUAUUGUAUUUAUGUUUCCUUCCCAUUCCUUGGUUUCUGAGAUUUCUUUGCCUGUCACUUUUACCCUGUACAUACAGAAUUGCAGUCUCUCCAGUGGACAGACCUGGAGCAUAUCAUUUGUAGCACACUUUUCAUUUCUGUUCAUUUGUAACAACACUAUGUCAGAACCAACGCUAACUCUUUCUUGUUCUGCCACAUACUCAGCUGAUGUGGUGACGACGUAUGGUAUUGCCGGUUUGGAUCCUGUCUACGCAGCAAUAAUGAGGCUUAACUCUAAUAAGCUCUUAUUUUAAACUGGACAUUGAAAGGUACUGGGAAAAUGAAGGUAUUUUAAUAUAUUUAACAUGAAGGACUUGCUAAUAGUUUUAUUCCGGUCAGGUAGGGAUGGGCGAAUUUGACCCAUUUCGAUUCGGCAUAAAUUUGUCCCUGACACCCAUUAAAGUCUAUGGGUGUCAUUUCCGCUGCGAAAAAAAAUGUGCCCAUCCUUAUAUAUAACCUUUGGGACAGGGAGGAAGCUGGGGUUUUAUUUUUGUGCUAUGCACUUUUGGUACUGUGAGUUUGGUCACUGUUUAAAAAUCCAAGCUGGAAGCAGCUACUACAUCUUAUCUCCCCCCACCCCAUCUCUUUCUCUGACUACAUUCCAAAAAAUGCUUUUAGACCAGGGAUUUCAAUCUGUUGCCCUGUGAGUGUUGUUGGACUGCAGCGUCCAUGAACAGUGUUGGAUUGUAGUUCAGUGGCUCCAGGGCCCCAAGUUGCCAAUUCCUGUUUUAGGGCAAUAUUUGUUAUUUUUUUAUUUGAAGCAGCGAAGUGCAGGUUGAUGUGGUGAUUACAUCUGCAGCAGGCUAGGGAAGCUAGAAGAUGUAGCUCAGGACUCAGAAACUUUGAGGGGGGCUUUCUAAUCCGUUUGGGAACAUUUCCUGGAGAGCCCGAAAUCCCUCAAACAAAAAAAAAAAAAAUUUUGACAGGGGUAAAAUGACUGUUUGGACCUCAAUAAUCUUUUUUUUGUUGUCCUUGAGCUAUAAAAGCGUUACACAAUCGUAUCUGUUCAACAUCAGGUGCUCUGCAGGCGCUAGUGAACCCCCCAUAUAACUAUACCUUGUUACUGGAACCAUAUCAGCGGCUGCUGCUUGAAGACGAUAGUCUUGUUGACUUUUUUUAUGCUUUUGUGUUCAGAUAAUCAUACUUUUUAUUUUUAAACAACCUUGAACGGUUUGUGCUGGAGCCUGUAAAAUUGUGAACUUAAAGGCACAUCUUGAGGGUGAUCGGCAUUUUGAGAAGGGUUGAGAGGGCAGCCCAUGCAAGUGAAGCUCAUCAUUAAGGUGGUUGCUCUGUGGGAAGCGUGAUAUUUUUAUGCAUUGAUCAAAGAAAAUUGAGGAUCUCUUCGGCCUGUCGUCCUUUGCAUGUGGACCUUUAUACUCAAAAUUAGAAUUGAGUAAAUGCUUGUUAGGGGGUCACUUAGAGACCCCCCCUCUUCUCCGAUUGGGGGAAGCCGCUUAUUCAGUAGAAAUGUGCAAUGUAAUUGUUGUGGGAAUGCCUGGCUGGCAAGCUGGAUAUCUUCUCUUCUUAAUCCAGCAAUUGAAGCUCAGUUUCCGACAUGGGUUUCUGGAAUUUGUAGUUCUCUGAUCUGACGGUGUCUGAAAAGUAUAAACUCUGGGCUCGGGUUAGGAUACUGCCUUACAGGAAGGCUGAGGCCCAGUCUAGGGGGAGAUUAUGUAACUCAGGUCUUUUCAACCUGCUGCUUUUCAGCUGUUCGACAACUCCCUUAAGGGGAGGCUGAAAGUAACAGUCGAGUAACAGCUGGAAGGAGGUCACAGGUUGGACAGCUUUGAUACAUAUAUUAAAAAUACAACUGUUUAAUAAUAAAAUAUUUUAUGGGGUAAUGCUGGGGCCCAGGGCAGAUCCUCUCUCUGCCUCACUCUGAAACUGGCCCCUGUGCUUUUCUGUGCUACACCACCUAGUGUUCUCUCUUUGUACAUUCAGGGCAGACAGACUCCUUAUAGUAGGGAAUGAAGGCAUUUCCAGGCUUGAGAAUGCGCUACAUUAAAGUAUAAGACAAAAUGUGAUGUUACUGUUCUUUUCCAAUUCCCUUUCUUCCCUCCGUCAUAUUUUGUAAUAAAAAUGAUAUUUAGUAUAGAUAUAUUGUUGAUGUCCAACCCGUGUCUCUCUGCCUGUUGCUCAGCUACAAGUUCCAGCAUCUUGCGAUGGCUGAGGCUGUUAAUGGCUGCCGGGUUCUGUAGUAAAGGGACUUCGGCUGGGCAUCCUUACUGCAGAUCUUAUUCUGUUUCCAUGAGAUGGAAAAUAGAUCUGCCAUUGUUCUCCUACUGAUACAGGAGAUGUUUACAGAGGACCAAAGAUACGUAUAGUACCCAUUGUAAAAUGCACCUCUGAAUUAUGUGGAAAUAAAACAGAUAUGUACAAUA
Molecule: messenger RNA, 4738 nt
Organism: Xenopus laevis (African clawed frog)
Lineage: Eukaryota; Metazoa; Chordata; Amphibia; Anura; Pipidae
Gene: gfpt2.L
Product: glutamine-fructose-6-phosphate transaminase 2 L homeolog
Exons: 20
Coding region: 150-2246 (698 amino acids)
Biological process (GO): UDP-N-acetylglucosamine biosynthetic process; protein N-linked glycosylation; carbohydrate metabolic process
Molecular function (GO): L-glutamine:D-fructose-6-phosphate transaminase (isomerizing) activity; carbohydrate binding; carbohydrate derivative binding
Source: RefSeq, a predicted model, not a curated record